Aegilops tauschii subsp. strangulata is the source of this 2328-nucleotide messenger RNA. RefSeq names its product beta-glucuronosyltransferase GlcAT14A. Lineage: Eukaryota; Viridiplantae; Streptophyta; Magnoliopsida; Poales; Poaceae. The record is from RefSeq and is a predicted model, not a curated record. Gene Ontology annotation, cellular component: membrane. Gene Ontology annotation, molecular function: glucuronosyltransferase activity.
UGUGCAUCGAGCUAUGAAGAGGCCGGACAUUUUUUCGAUGCGAUUGUAUCACCUCCAUAUGUCAAUUUAAUGAAAUGUCCUUUAUCAAAAAAAAUGUCUAUGUCCCGUGGCAAGGGGGUGAGGACCUGAACUGGGUAAGUUGUUGCUAAGGUACAUUGUUCCGUAGUGAUCCGGAACUUCCCGACGAAACAGACCACGUACAACUCCCGAGCCACCGACACCGACGUGUCUAUAUCCUCGACGUGCCACUGCCCAUGAUUGCUUGUCCGAUCAACGCUCAUCUCAGAUUUCUAAUUAAGCGCUCAUUCAUUCCGUGGGGUCAAGUCCUCGGCAAGAUAGGGUAUUUUAUCCGACGACCGAGAGAGGCACAAGUCCGCCGGUGGUUUGCUUUGUUCGUCGCACAUCCAGCAUCAGCAGCAGCUACAAAACUUAUUUGCUGGCAGCUCACCGGUCACAACGUACCCUGCGUGCUUUGCCGCCAUGGUUGCCGCCGGUCUGCCGCCCAUCAAGCACCACCCUGCCGAGUCGCAGCCAUGCUUUGCCACCAUGGACAUCGACAUCGGCACCCCCUCGUCCUCCCCGCGCGGCCGCUCCUCCUCCUGCGCCGGCAUCGACCUGCGGGUCCUGCUCUCCGUCGUCUUCGGGGGAAUCUUCACGGUGUUCCUCCUCGCGGCGUCGCAGGCCGCGCUCCCCUCCGCCUCACUCUUCCUCCAGCGGUACUCCGCAGCCACCCAGCGCCCGUCGCCACCGCGCUUCGCCUACCUCGUCUCUGGCUCGAAGGGCGACGCCGGCAGGCUGCGCCGCUGCCUGCUCGCGCUCUACCACCCGCGGAACCGCUACAUCCUCCACCUGGACGCGGAGGCGCCGGACUCGGACCGCGCGGAGCUGGCGGCCUUCGUGGCGGCGCAUCCGGUCCUCGUCGCGGCCGGCAACGUGCGCGUGGUGGAGAAGGCCAACCUGGUGACCUACCGGGGCAUCACCAUGGUCACCACCACGCUGCACGCCGCCGCUGCCUUCCUGCACGGCUCUGGUGCCGCCGACUGGGACUGGUUCAUCAACCUCUCGGCCUCCGACUACCCGCUCGUCACGCAGGACGAUCUGAUGGACGUGUUCUCGCGGCUGCCGCGCGACCUCAACUUCAUCGAGCACACGAGCGACAUGGGCUGGAAAGCGCAUGCGAGGGCGAAGCCGUUGGUUGUCGACCCGGGGCUGUACGUGAAGACGAAGCGCGACCUGAUGUGGAUGAACACCGAGACCGAGAAGCGGGAGCUGCCCACCGCCUUCACGCUCUUCACAGGUUCUGCUUGGACGGUGUUGUCGCGGCCCUUUGUGGAGUACCUGAUCGGGGGGUGGGACAACCUGCCACGCACCCUCCUCCUCUACUACGGCAACUUCGUAUCCUCCCCGGAGGGCUACUUUCAGACGGUGGCCUGCAACGCCGAGGAGUUCCGAAACACCACUGUGAACCAUGACAUGCACUACAUCUCCUGGGGCAAGCCCUCGGGGCAGCACCCGGAGCUCAUCAAUGCCACUCAUUGGGGUAGGAUGCUCGGUAGUGACGCCCCCUUCGCGCGCAAGUUUGGUCGAGACCCCGAUGACGUGGUUCUUGCGAGAAUCGACGAGGAACUCCUGUCGCGAAAGCCCGGCAUGCUCAUCCCAGGUGGCUGGUGCGCAGGAAAUGUUGGUGGAGGCGGCGGCGAUGAUCAUUGCUCGGCUGUCGGGGAUGCGGCACUCCUGCAUUCAGGCCCUGGAGCUGUGCGGCUGCAGCGGCUCGUCGAGUCACUCCUGUCGGAGGACAGCCUCCGGCCUAAACAAUGCAAGAUAGUCGAGCACAACGAUUGAGCUGCACUGCUACUGCCGGCGGUGCUCCAUUUUUUCCGUUUUGAAAGAGCGAGACAUCUCUUCAUGGAAUUUGAUCACUUGUUUUUAGGUUGGGAUCACUUGAUCAGUUUCUUCUCCUUUUUAGCUACUAUUGGAGCCCAACACUUGAGAAUCGAGAUAUAGAGGCAGGGUCAGUUUGGUUUGUGCCUAGGUUUACCCUAUCAAAAAAUUGGUUGGCAAAACUUCUCGAAACAGGCUUUCGCCCUGCUUUGUAUAUAAAGCACCAACCACAGAGGUACACGGCCGAACGAUACAAGAUGGUGAGGUAGCCCUCUUACAAAGCCGAUCCUAAGAUAUCCGGCAGACACAGACGCACGCGGCUAUGCUACCAGCUACAAGCACCGGAAGCACUAAACACCCCCACGCUACAACCUAGCACAUCUAAACUCCACGACAACGCCCCAAGAGGGAAGACGGCGGAAAGCGUCGCCGCUGCCAUGGCUGAUC